This is a messenger RNA of Alternaria rosae, 773 nucleotides long. RefSeq lists its product as uncharacterized. NCBI's taxonomy places the organism in Eukaryota, Fungi, Ascomycota, Dothideomycetes, Pleosporales, Pleosporaceae. Bases 1 to 519 code for a protein of 172 amino acids. The record is from RefSeq and is a predicted model, not a curated record. The transcript has 2 exons.
AUGGACGCGAGCACCGUCUUCUCAGUCGUUGCACGCAUCUCCGUGCAAUUGGCGCACGUGAUCUGGUUUCCCAUCAACAAACUCAUCAAUCUGAUCGUCAUCUUCUUGCUUCCAUUCUACAACGUCAUCACAUUCGUCCUGCUACCCUUCAUCCACCUCGGACAAUCAAUCAUCGGGGUGUUAUCGAUACCAUUUAGCGUCAAGUGGUUGGAGAGAAUAGAGACACUCUACGUCUACUUCGGAACAGCCAGCCUUAUAGGCUGCAUCACCGGCACCAUCAUCUUUGUCAUCUUCAGAUUCCUGUCAUCGACCCUCAAGAUCGAUGCACCCAUCGUGCCCAAGGAGCGUGAACAGGGAAGGACAGCCGCAGAGUAUAGGGCUGCGCGGCGUGUAAUGAGGGAGGAACCCAUCGACCAUUCACCGAGUGCGACGCCCGUGGUGUUGAAGAAGGUUGCUGGGCCUCGCAGGCGGGGUCUGCUCUCACAAGCCAUCAUCGAAGAGGAGGACUCUGACUUUUGACAUUGCCCAGUCUGGCUAGAUAGUAUUGUUGGGGACAGCCACUAGAGUAGAAUGACCAGAAUCUCUCCACUGUGAUUCCGAACUUAUGCUGGGACUUUGACGAUCCGUGCUCGAUGUGAGGCCUUUGCCCAGGUCCGGUCCAUCGGAAGUCUUCCCCCCAUCAUCUUUGUCUGCAUCGACCGACACCAGGUCCAAGAAUAGGUCCGACAUGGAAGGUUUCUUUCGCAUCGCGGGCUGCGCUACAGGCCGUGGAG